CCUGCGGAGCCAGCCAAUCACAGCUCAGAGAACGGCCCGCCCCGACCAAUCAGCGCGCCCCGGGCUUGAGACGCGCCAAAUUCCUCCGCAUGGGCGGCCGAGCCGGGUGCAGCCGCCAUGUCGGACUGGGACGCGAGCAGCGAUGAGGAGCUGGGCACGCCAGACUGGCCGCGGGCCGCUGCUGCUGCCGGGACGCUGUGCUGGUCGCCCAGCACCCCUUCGUGGGGCCGCGCCUCCGUGGAGAGCGGCGGGCGAUGGGGAAAGGGCACGGGGAAUCCUGGAGGGGAAGGGUGGGAGCCGCGAGGCGCUGAAGGCUCCGGCGGCCCGAGGCGGGCGGCGCGGCAGCGGCCGCCCCGAGCUGCAGCCGGCCAGGCUCGGGACUCUGCGGCGCCGCUCUGCUUCCACCUGGAUAGCGCCCUCGUCGGGGCUCUCAUAGGUAGGGGUGGAACUAAAAUUAAAGAACUUGAGGAUUCUUCAGGUUCCAGGAUAAAGGUUACAAGAGGAACCUAUGAAUCUGAAGUAAAGAUUUUUGGCAGCAUUGAUGUACAAAACAAAGCCAAGAUGUUGAUUGACAAUCUUAUUACAAGUUCUGGACAAAACUAUGUUAGAGGUGGGACAGAGAAAGGAAAAACCUUGGACAUUAUCAAGCCUGAAAAUAACCCAAAGAAACCAGUAAUUAACUGGGCCUCUCUUCGAGAAAACAGGGCCAAAUAUGAAUCUAUGAAGUGGGCAGGCUUGCCUCCAAUUGAGAAAAACUUCUACAAAGAAUCAGCCAGGACUGCAUCUAUGUCACAAGAAGAAGUGGAACUGUGGCGGAAAGAAAAUAAUAAUAUAACUUGUGAUGACUUGAAAGAAGGUGAAAAGCGCUGCAUUCCCAAUCCUGUUUGUAAAUUUGAAGAUGUAUUUGAGCAUUAUCCUGAUAUUAUGGCCAAUAUAAGAAAAGUUGGUUUUCAGAAGCCUACACCAAUUCAGUCCCAGGCGUGGCCAAUUAUACUCCAAGGAAUUGAUCUUAUUGGUAUAGCGCAGACUGGAACUGGGAAGACAUUAGCAUACUUAAUGCCUGGAUUCAUUCACUUGACUUCACAGCCAACAUCCAAAGAUCAGCGUGGGGGGCCUGGAAUGUUGGUUCUUGCUCCCACCAGAGAACUAGCACUUCAAGUAGAGGCAGAGUGUUCAAAGUAUGCAUACAAAGGAAUUAAAAGUAUUUGCGUCUAUGGUGGUGGGGACCGAAAAGGACAGAUAGACAUGGUUACCAAAGGUGUGGAUAUUGUUAUUGCUACUCCUGGCAGACUGAAUGAUCUUCAGAUGAACAACUUCAUAAACUUGAAGAGCAUAACAUAUUUGGUUUUAGAUGAGGCUGACAGAAUGCUGGAUAUGGGAUUUGAACCUCAGAUAAUGAAGAUCCUAAUAGAUGUGCGUCCUGACAGACAAACUGUUAUGACAAGUGCUACUUGGCCUGAUGGUGUCCGUCGCCUAGCAAAAUCCUACUUGAAAAAUCCCAUGAUUGUGUAUGUUGGCACUCUUGACUUAGCAGCAGUAAGCACAGUACAACAAAAAGUUAUUGUUAUCCCCGAGGAAGAAAAGAGAGCUUUCAUGCAUAGCUUCAUUAAGUCUAUGAAGGCAAAAGAUAAGGUCAUCAUUUUUGUGGGCAAAAAGCUUACAGCUGAUGACUUGGCAAGUGACUUUGGCAUCCAAGGAAUUCCAGUACAGUCACUUCAUGGCAACAGGGAACAAUGUGAUCGAGAGCAGGCUUUGGAUGACUUCAAGAAAGGCAAAGUUCGAAUAUUGGUGGCUACUGACUUGGCAUCCCGUGGCCUCGAUGUGCACGACAUUACUCAUGUUUUCAACUUCGAUUUCCCUCGCAACAUUGAAGAGUAUGUUCACAGAGUAGGUCGUACUGGAAGAGCAGGGCGCUCUGGGGAAGCAGUAACACUUGUCACGGGCAAUGAUUGGAGGUUUGCGUCCGAGCUGAUUGACAUUCUGGAAAGAGCAAAUCAAGUAAGCAUACAGUACUGGGUAGUUCCUGAUGAGCUUAUUGCAAUGGCAGAAAGAUACAAACAAUCACAAAUGAGAAAAGAAAAUGAAAAGGAUAUACCAAGACCUUGGAGAAAGCCCUCAAAAUAAGUGUAGUCCCUUGAAGUUACUGAAACAGAGAAAGUGAUUUUAAUUAGUGUUAGCUUCCAUGAGCUUGAAUUUAUUAGUUUCAUUUUGUGUUUGAUUGUUUUCUGUACCUGUCCUAUUUAAACAAACUUCUCAAAAGCGUCUUAGAAAACUGGAGUAACUUUAU
Camarhynchus parvulus is the source of this 2287-nucleotide messenger RNA. It is a transcript of the gene DDX43, whose product is annotated as DEAD-box helicase 43. Bases 118 to 2124 code for a protein of 668 amino acids. The record is from RefSeq and is a predicted model, not a curated record. The transcript has 16 exons. Gene Ontology annotation, molecular function: ATP binding; RNA binding; RNA helicase activity. NCBI's taxonomy places the organism in Eukaryota, Metazoa, Chordata, Aves, Passeriformes, Thraupidae.